Messenger RNA from Hylaeus anthracinus, 3739 nucleotides. Its product is annotated as acyl-CoA Delta-9 desaturase-like. The record is from RefSeq and is a predicted model, not a curated record. Bases 342 to 1400 code for a protein of 352 amino acids. Gene Ontology annotation, molecular function: iron ion binding; stearoyl-CoA 9-desaturase activity. The transcript is spliced from 6 exons. Gene Ontology annotation, biological process: unsaturated fatty acid biosynthetic process. Gene Ontology annotation, cellular component: endoplasmic reticulum membrane. NCBI's taxonomy places the organism in Eukaryota, Metazoa, Arthropoda, Insecta, Hymenoptera, Colletidae.
UGGCGUUAAACCGCGCUCGUCGCCGUCGUCGCGACUCGUGUUCGUCGGCAAUCGUAUUUAGCUCUGGCCGCGUGGUGCCGGCAUCUCAGUCUCGUUUCGCUGUCACGUCGUUUCGUUCUAUAGUUCGCGAGUAAAGGGUGAACUCACCGAUAAAAAUUUUUAAUUGAAGCCUCCAUUAAAUCAUAUCACAUUUACGCAUUUACGAACGGUGUUUGUUCCAUUGUGCGUCUUCGAGCAUCGAAAUCAUCGGGAACGAGCCGGUACAAUUCGGCAUCCAGUUCUGAGAAGGUUAACUAGCUGACGGUUCGGCAAGGGUAGAAACAGAGAGAAGUAAAGAAAGAAUGGCGCCAAACGUCACCAGUACCCCGACGGGAGUACUAUACGAAGGAGAAACACUCGAUGAGACUAUCAUAAACGAAACGCCAAAAAUGAAGUACGAAAGACGCAUCGUCUGGAGGAACGUCCUGGUCUUCUUGUACCUUCACCUGGGAGCGAUUUACGGACUCUACCUCAGCUUCACUUCCGCCAAAGUGUUGACAGUCCUAUUUGCGUUCGUCUUAUACGUAACUAGCGGUUUGGGGAUCACAGCUGGCGCACACAGAUUAUGGGCACAUAAAGCGUACAAGGCGAAAUGGCCGCUCGAACUAGUGUUAAUGAUUUUCAACACCAUAGCCUUCCAAGAUGCAGUGCUCGACUGGGCCAGGGAUCACAGACUUCACCAUAAAUACAGCGAAACGAACGCGGAUCCCCAUAACGCGAAGAGGGGAUUCUUCUUCGCGCACGUGGGUUGGCUGCUGUGCAGAAAACAUCCGGACAUCAAAGAAAAGGGGAAAGGUAUCGAUCUCAGCGAUCUGAAAAGGAAUCCCAUACUUGCAUUCCAGAAAAAGUACUACAGAAUAUUGAUGCCAAUAUUUUGUUUCAUCCUACCGACUGCUAUACCAGUUGUGUGUUGGAACGAGACGUGGAAAAACGCUUACUUCAUUCCGGCGAUAUUGCGCUACGUUACGACGCUGAACGCCACGUGGUUGGUCAACUCCGCGGCUCAUCUGUUUGGGAACAAGCCGUACGACAGGUUCAUCAACCCCGCGGAGAACAAGGCAGUUGCCGUCUCAGCGUUCGGCGAGGGUUGGCACAACUAUCACCACGUGUUCCCAUGGGACUACAAAACGGCCGAGCUGGGCAACUACAAGUACAACAUAACAACAGGCUUCAUUGACUUAUGCGCGAAACUCGGUUUCGCGUACGAUCUGAAGGUGAUCCCUAGGGAUAUGGUGCAGAAACGCGUGGAGAGAACUGGCGACGGUACACACGAUCUCUGGGGAUGGGGCGACAAGGAUCAGACGCAAGAAGAAAGGGACCAGACAUUGGUGAUAAAUUGUGAGAAAACGAAGGAUCACUAGAAGUGGUCCGCAACAACGGCCGAUUAUUCGUUCUCACAGUCCCAGAACGACGGCCAGUUUAAUUUUUUUGUUUUUUUUUUGCAUAGCUCUUAAAACGGGAACGGGUUGAGCUAUCCGAAAAACAAUCGGGAUAUUUGGGAGAUAUCACACUUAAUAUUUUUAGUCACGCGAUUGUGCAAACGUCAGCUACGUCCAAUUUUCUACACGGUCAUCGCGCAUUUUCUAAUUGUCGCUCCGUCGAGACGGUUUGAAUCGAAACGAAAUCCAUUCUUGCAAGUCGAGAUCUCCGAAUUUAGAAGGGUUUCUUUCUCGGUAAUUAAAAUGAGAAGUAUGAUUAUCGGAUCGACGCGAGCCCGUCUAUUUUUCAAUUUGAAAUACCGUCCCACGCAUAAUGAUCGGUUUCCAAGAGGUUCCAAGGGUUAGUUGGAGAAAUUAAAUGUAGCUGAACCUGCGAUUACGCGACUGACUUGAUGGGUCAUUUGGCAGGUCCUAAAUGUUUUCAAUGAUAUCGGAGAGAGGAGGGGGAGGAGGUCGGAGUUCACCGUGAUCCAAGAAAUCGUUCCUCGAUUUCUCGAUUAUGUUCUAGAUAACGACAGACUCGUCUAAGCUCUGACGCUCGAUCGAAACGAACGCUAUCUGAACUCCAGCGCCCGAACACCGGCGCCAUUUUCCUAAAUUUCUCUGUUCCUUUCGCUCUCUGUCAUCCAGAACAUCGAGCUUCUCCAAACGAAAACAAGCAUGACAUUGAAACACACUCUCCCUCACGUCCGAACAUUAAACGCAACAUUUCUUGUAGGGGAUAAAUGUAAAUGUGUAUAAUAAAUGCGAAUUAUUAUUAUUAUUAUUAUUAUUGCUCGUGACGAGAAUCUCGCUGAACGUACCUUCCCUCUCCCUUCUUUCUUCUUCUUUCGCGUUCAUAAUCCCGUUCAUCGAUCAGCCGAUUCUGUUGUUCUCGCGAUCGCGUCGAAUCCAACAUCAGACAACAAGAGAUUCGUCACGCGACGGUUACAAAUAUAUUUAUCGAAUCGUGAACAGUUUUUCAAGUAUUCGAGCUUAUCGCGACCCAGUUCUUCAGAGUUGAUACCGAGGCUUCAUGGUGUAAAAUCCUUUAAAUUUCGGUUACUGCUCGCUGGCAUUGCAGCUUGCUUCUUCGGGCCUCGAAUCACGUACUCUCGAGGAAGCUGGCUGAAAUGUUGGCGAAACGUCCAAGUACCUCACUCCCUCGGUUACUAUCAAUCAUUAAGAUCAUCACCGCUGUUCGGGGUCUGUGAGAAUUCGUUUAUACGUAUAAUAGAAAGUUAUACGAUUUCUUUUCUAAUUUAAGGAUUAUCGUUCGAAUAUGUGUAUGUUAGUCAUUUAUAUUUGAUAAACCGAAAUUGAAAUUUACCUUCGCAUUGAAGUAAAGUUCACAUCAAAUACGAUGUACGAUUAUCGUUGUACUGUGGUAGUUUGAAACACCGAAGUACGCGAACACAACUUUUAGAUUAGUAGAGCUAAGUUUCAGUCGCAAGAAGCUUACGAAAAGCUUAUCAGGUACCUGAACCCAGACAAUUGAAGCGAUGUAUCACGCUUUCUAGUGUUACACACGAAACGAACACGUCUUUAACUUAUAAUCCCGGGCUGUUGGACGUUCGAAACGGGAUAGCGCGAUUGCAAUUUGGUUGGGAGUCAACGCGACGAAUACUACUAUUACUUUAAGAUGUAUACCAAAUCAGAUUUACACGUGUAUUUGUACGAAUUCUUUACGAGAUAAAACCGAACAUAAAAAGAAAAAACACAGCUUUAUACGAGUACUCUACACUUGAAUGGAAAACUUUCAGGAAAUAUACGUUUUUGAAAGAUUUGCACACGUCAGUUACAAUCGCUCCCCAACUUCGUGCAACCACGAAUAUUCGCCUCCAAAAUUCAAUUCGAACCGAUUUAUCAGCUCUAAAUUAGCACCAUAGCGAAACAAGAGUGUUAUCAAAUUGUCCAGUAGAUUUGUAUACAGCUGAACACGCCUAUCGCUUUAGCCUGAAGAAGUUCGAUUCCAGAGAAUCGAUCGGUCCUGAUUAACGAAUAACAAAGUGGCGUUGAAAACCACGAGAACCAAUGUAAUCAUAACGUCCUCGCUUCCUGUGUCCGUGACGUUUCCGUUGGAUGUACACGCAUGAGAACAAAUCACAUGAUAUGCGUAAAAACACUUUUCUAAGAGAGAUCAAUGUGUCUGUUCGCAACGUAAGCCGUGCGAGUUUUUGAAAACCUCCCACGUAUAGCUCUAAGGAUUAAUCUUAAUGAUGACUAAAAAGAUGUGUUGUUACCAGGAUAAAGGAACAAAUAUAUUCUGUUUUGUUACAAGA